This is a messenger RNA of Colletotrichum gloeosporioides, 1503 nucleotides long. RefSeq names its product putative sterigmatocystin biosynthesis P450 monooxygenase. The record is from RefSeq and is a predicted model, not a curated record. Lineage: Eukaryota; Fungi; Ascomycota; Sordariomycetes; Glomerellales; Glomerellaceae. Gene Ontology annotation, molecular function: heme binding; oxidoreductase activity, acting on paired donors, with incorporation or reduction of molecular oxygen; monooxygenase activity. Bases 1 to 1503 code for a protein of 500 amino acids. The transcript is spliced from 4 exons.
AUGGGAUAUUGGUUGACGAUUGAGGACGUCCUGUCCAUCAGCGGUGGGAGUUUCUUCUUCCUGGUUGCAGUUGCAGUCUACGUGCUUCUCAACACUAUUCUGGCGGGUCUACGAUCGCCCCUGGGCCAUGUCCCAGGCCCAUGGCACACUCGGUUCUGUCGAUGGAGACUGAAGGCAAGUCGGCUAACCGGAACUCGAAUGACGUAUGUCUACAAUCUUCACCAAAAAUACGGCAAGCUGGUUAGAGUUGCCCCCAAUGAGAUCUCAUGCGUUGAUCUUGAUUCGGUCAUCCGGGUGUAUAAGAUCGGUGGCGGUUUCGAGAAAGCGCAGUGGGUUGGCGAUUUUGCUGAAAGGCUCCCGGCGCUCUCUCUUUCCUUUCUCACCAACAAGCAGGAAGCGAAAGAGCGACGAAAGUUGCUUCAACGCUCCUUUACACUUGCGUCUCUACGACAAAACUGGGAGAGUGAGAUCCGUCAGAAUGUGGAACUUGCGGUGUCGAAGAUCAAGGAUGAGGCGUUGCGGGGAACUGCUAAUACUCACAAAUGGUGGACUUUGAUGGCUGCGGACAUCAUCAGCCUUCUGUCUUUUGGCCAGUCCUUUGGUAUGCUGGGCUUGGGCAAGACCAAGAGCACGCUUUACAUGCGGGCAAUCGAGACCGCUUUGCUUGGAGCAGUUUUCAAAAGCGAGCUCCCAAUUUUGCACUUCCUCUUCCGACUGAUUCCCAGAUCGUCGCUCCAGACACUUUCUCGCUGCCUCGACCAGUGUGAUGCAGCGGGAAAGGAUGGUGUUCAGAAACUUUCUCAACAAGACGAUAAGACAAGAAGCCUGUUCAAAGAAAUGAUCAUUGACUGUGGGAGGGAGGGGCGGCAAUGGCUCAAUGACGAUACUAUGAGAAUAGAGGCAGCAGGGAUGAUGGUCGCUGGGUCAGACACCACUGCCGCAGUUUUGACCUAUCUGAUCUGGUCAGUAUUGAAGCAGGAGGAACUGCAAAGACGACUCGAGGAUGAGGUGUCUCAGCUGGGUGAUGACUUCGAUGACAAGAUCCUGGAAAGCUGCCCUCUUCUCAACGCUGUUAUAGAAGAGACGUUGCGAUUAUACCCGGCGGUUCCAUCGUCUCUACCCCGGACUGUUCCAGAGGAAGGUGCUACUCUGUCGGCUCACUACAUCCCAGCAGGCACAGUGGUUUACAGUCCUGCCUACACCCUUCAUAGAGACCCAGAGAUAUUUCACGAGCCUCAUCGAUUUAAUGCCGAUCGUUUUCUCGACUCGGCGCGGGUAACAUUGCGACAAAGGCAAGCCAUGAUACCUCUCGGAGGGGGAUCCAGGGUCUGCAUUGGCCAGCACUUGGCCAUGAUGGAACUUCGACUUUCUGCGGCGAUCUUUUUUCGGGAAUGUCGGGGGGCGAGGCUCAGCAGUAACAUGCCUGAAGACAGCAUGGAUCUUGUCGACUUUGUCCUUCUCACCCCCAAACGGAGGCGAUGCGACAUUACCCUACAUCUGUGA